AAAGUGGUGGAAAUGAAGAGUUUGAACCAACGCUUCAACAUGGCAGCAGCUGAAUCUGACAAGGACUCUGGAUAUUCAGAUGGAAGUUCAGAGUGCCCAAGUGCUAUGGAGCAGACUGACUCGGAGGAUGUGCUGAAUGCGUUGUGUUGGAAUGCAGAGGAUGGGUCCUGGCAGUGCCCAGUGACCAGAAGCAGCUCCUUUCCUGCACUUUCUCCUAUGGUCGUAAUGAAAAAUGUGUUAGUUAAGCAGGGGAGUUCAUCACAACUCCAGUCUUGGACUGUGCAGCCAUCCUUUGAAGUGAUUCCAGCUCAGCCACAGCUAGUGUUUCUUCAUCCUUCAAUCCCACCACAUAUUAACCCUCAUCCUGUUGGGAAAAAAAGAAAUGACUCCACUGAUUACCUGCCCAUCCUGAAUUCUUACCCCAAAAUAGCACCACAGCCCUGCAAAAGAGAUCACUCCUUUGAUCUAGAAGAACGUCAGGAAACCAAUUGCCAUAAACGACUCCGCACAGAAGCACCCAAGGUGGAGACUUCUCCCAUAUCAAAGAUCACAGGCUUGCCUACUAAUCUUUUUGCCCACAUGCCAGUUAGCUUUAAGACCUCUCAGGAUUCUAACCAGCAAAGUUCUUCAUCUAUGGUGACAAGUGGAAAACAGUCAGCUCUUCCUGGUUUUCAUCACGUUUCCAGUGACACUCAGAAAAUGCAGGGUUUGGCUCCCCUUUUGCCUUUUGGAACUCUGCAGGCAACAAAGUGCACCCCUCAUGAGGGUGAGAGCGCAGCACAGACUACAAUGCAGUCUACAGUGUGGAGCCCCUCAUUGAUACCAGAUGAGAUUUGUACUACCCCAGAGCUGCUCUUGCAACAACAAAGCAAAUGCAGACGCUUUCAGAAUACACUCGUUGUGCUACGCAGGUCCGGACUGCUGGAGAUCACUUUAAAAACCAAGGAGCUCAUUCAUCAGAACCAGGUGACUCAGGCUGAGCUGGACCUGCUGAAGCACCAAACACAACUUUUUAUAGAGGCAAUAAAGAGCAAUGCUCCACAGUCAUGGGCAGAGCUAGAAGCAUCUCUAACAGGAUCUGAUAAAGCUGAUACCAACCUUGAAGAUCCAUCUUAUCCCAACAUGUAGU
Molecule: messenger RNA, 1129 nt
Organism: Indicator indicator
Lineage: Eukaryota; Metazoa; Chordata; Aves; Piciformes; Indicatoridae
Gene: CIPC
Product: CLOCK interacting pacemaker
Exons: 3
Coding region: 13-1128 (371 amino acids)
Biological process (GO): negative regulation of DNA-templated transcription; negative regulation of circadian rhythm
Cellular component (GO): nucleus
Source: RefSeq, a predicted model, not a curated record